AUGCUUGUGGACGCAGCUUGGUAUUUAAGAAGGCUACCGCCUCAAGCGUUGACCACAUUUUUACUUACUUCUUAUGUACUAUUGACAAUGCCAUCUUGUUACUGCUUUACAAUAAUACAGCAGCAGUUUACUGUCUACAGUAAUCCACAUCCUGCGAACCAUUUCAAAAAUUCAGCGGACAAACAGCAAGCUUUAAAUGACCUUUUAAUGGAAAAUGAUUAUCAGAAUUCAAAUGCAACAACUGAAGAAAUUGCUGAUUUUGUCAAUGAUACAGAUUCUAUAAUAGCUAACACACCAUUAAAUCAAACUUAUCACCAAAAUAAUAUUCAAUCAUCAACAAUACACUAUGAAUUAAUGCAUAAAUUAAUUCAUCAAAAUAAUCGAGUAGAAGUUUAUGCAAAUAAUCCUCAAGGAAAUGUUCGAAAUGUUCCCGAACAACGAUUCCGCGAUAUCCUUGAACGAAUUAUUCAAAAGCAUUUAGAAUUAGCACAGAAAAAAAUUACUUAUCCUUAUGCAAUUGAUACUAACUACAAAAAAAGCAAUUCUACUCAAGACAAUACUGAUGUUAAUCCAGCUAAUGUUCCUGCUCCAAUUGAUUAUAGUAAGCCAUAUAUGAUCAAGUGCGAUUCACGGGGUACAUGCUAUGCUAGUCCAUUAAACGAUGAUGAAGUUCCACCGCUGCCUAGUUAUAAAAAAGCUUUAACUUGUCCUCUUCAUCCAUCACCAAUUACACGUACAAAUUAA
Messenger RNA from Thelazia callipaeda (thelaziosis nematode), 744 nucleotides. The record is from the annotation of a GenBank genome assembly. NCBI's taxonomy places the organism in Eukaryota, Metazoa, Nematoda, Chromadorea, Rhabditida, Thelaziidae.